AUGCGACGUCGUGUACCAUUCUGGUGCCGGACAAUCGGGUCGCCCAAGUUGCCGUCGAUAAGCCGAAACCUGUCAACCGUUAAGUCUGUCGAAGUCACAGAAACGCCAUACAACGCGGUCAAUGUAGUCGAAUUCCGACAGUCUUCAUUCAAGUCGGGAAGCCCUCUUCUAUUCAGGCAACCCGCCACACCAUCAAGCAAGACCCCACUCCCAUCAUUAUCAUCAAAAUGGUUCGGUCAUGAUGGAACCGUUCGAUCCCAGAGUCUCAAGCAGGAGCCCUCCGUUACAUUCACCCCUUACAUGGAACAGUUUGCUCAUCACAUGCUACCCUAUGAAAUAAUGAGCCCCCAACUCUCCGAAAACACGGGCCUUGUCGUCGACACGAUAAAUCAAUUCCUGACCUGGCUCGCUUCAGGCUCAGACCCAAUGGGCGCGGUGCUAGCCGGCAUCGUUCACGCCGCGUCCCAUCCAGAUGCCUCAGAGCCGCGCUUCUCCUCUUUUGUCGCCCCUUUAAUGCUUUUACUCAAGGCUGCAGAGUUCAAUAGACUGCAUGAGAAGAAAAUCAAACAGCUCUACAUAGCCCAGGCCCAGCUCGCUGAUCUCCCGCCGGAACUUCGGGAUGAUCUUCCCGUCCCGCGCAUCGUGAUGGAGGCUGGCAAAGGCGACGUCUACGGCUCGAGCUUGUGGCUCGGGUUGGAACCAACUUAUACCCCGCUCCACCGCGACCCGAAUCCCAAUUUGUUCUGCCAACUCGUCGGUAACAAGAUCAUACGUCUUCUACCCCCUCCAUCCGGAGAUCGCUUGUACCGCAAGGUGCAGACUCAGAUUCAACAAUCCGGGAACAGCCGCAUCAGAACUAUCGAGAUGAUGGAAGGCCGUGAGAGGGUCGUUAUGAACACUGCGGUUUGGGGCAUGGAGGGGCCUGAAGAAAUUGUGGAAGCCAGAUUAAGCCCAGGAGAUGCUCUGUUCAUCCCAACGGGUUGGUGGCACAGUGUCAAGAGUGGGAAUCACGAUGGGAGACUCAACGCGUCGGUGAACUGGUGGUUCAGAUAA
Colletotrichum higginsianum IMI 349063 is the source of this 1053-nucleotide messenger RNA. RefSeq names its product JmjC domain-containing protein. The transcript has a single exon. The record is from RefSeq and is a predicted model, not a curated record. NCBI's taxonomy places the organism in Eukaryota, Fungi, Ascomycota, Sordariomycetes, Glomerellales, Glomerellaceae. Bases 1 to 1053 code for a protein of 350 amino acids. Gene Ontology annotation, molecular function: 2-oxoglutarate-dependent dioxygenase activity.